AUGAAACUGUAUAAUAUAAUUCUCCCUGACCGAGAUCCAAAAUCUCGAUGGGACAUUGUCUUCGACGACAACACCAUCAUUUCCAUGGUACCAGCUGGAGAGGCAGCUUCGUCACCGCAGCCGGCAUCCAUCCUUCUACCAGCACUGUGCCACCCACAUAUCCACCUUGACAAGCCUUAUCUCUUGACCUGCAACUACUCUCACCCAAGUCACUAUCCCGACUACUCCGACUUGACGCCCCAGACCGGCACAUUCGGCGAAGCAUUAUCAUUCACCGGGCAGGCGAAAGCGCGGUACACGCCGCAGGAUCUUUACUUGCGGGGUUCGCAGCUGCUCGCGACAUCGCUGAUUCAAGGCGUGACGUCGUGCCGGGCAUUCGUCGAGCUCGACCAUGUAACCGGCACGCAAUGUCUCGACGCCGCUUUUGAGCUCGAGAGGGCCUUCAAGGAUAAAGUCGACGUCCAGAUCUGCGCAUUUGCACAAGAUCCGGUUUUCAGCUCGGAGCAUGGAGGCGAGAAUCGGCAGAUUCUGGAGGAUACGUUGCAGAAAUACGCGGGGAUGAUCGCAGCGCUGGGGACGACGCCGUAUGUGGAGGCGAGUGUCGAGGCGAGCCUGCAGAAUAUCUCUUGGGCGAUUCAGGUCGCGUUGAAGCAUGACUUGCACCUUGAUUUCCAUUUAGACUACAGUUUGAAUGAAGGCGAUGAGUCGGGGCCGAUGGUCUGGGAAGUGAUUAGAUUGCUGAAAGAGGCGGACUGGAACGCGCGAGCGAAGCGCGGAAAGACCAUAGUGCUGGGACACUGUUCACGGCUGACGAUGCUUAGCAACAAACAGAUGAAGACGUUGGCAGCCCAGAUUCGGGACUCGAAGUUGCCUGUACACUUUGUGGGCUUGCCUACGAGCGACCUAUUUAUGAUGGGUCGGCCGAAUAGUGCUGGUGGCAAUGAUGGGGAUGAAGGGGGUUUGAGGACGGCACAUCGCCCAAGGGGAACAUUGCAGAUACCCAGCAUGAUACGCGAUUCCGGACUCGAUGCAUGUCUGAGCGUGAAUAAUGUCGGCAAUGCAUUCACGCCGUGGGGAUCGGGAGAUCCGCUUGCCCUUGCAUCGUUGGGGGUCGGUGUGUACCAGGCCAGCACGGAGGCUGACGCUAGGAUUCUGCUGGAGUGUGUCAGUACCAGGGCGCGGCGGGCAAUUGGACUAGACUUGAGUGGUCGUGAUAUCAGUGGUGGCGAGGAGGCGCAGAGUCAAGACCUGCUCUGGGAAGGCAGGAAAGGUGAUAUCCUCCUCAUCAAGAAUGAAGAGUGGGUGGGUUGCCCGGGACAUCUAGGAUUGAAGAUUCCGGCAAGGCAGAGGGUUGGUAUUAAGGAUGUGGUGUGGGAUCCACCGGAGACGAAGCUUCGGGAGAUCUUGAGAUAG
Molecule: messenger RNA, 1413 nt
Organism: Exophiala aquamarina CBS 119918
Lineage: Eukaryota; Fungi; Ascomycota; Eurotiomycetes; Chaetothyriales; Herpotrichiellaceae
Exons: 2
Coding region: 1-1413 (470 amino acids)
Molecular function (GO): hydrolase activity, acting on carbon-nitrogen (but not peptide) bonds, in cyclic amidines
Source: RefSeq, a predicted model, not a curated record